AAUUUAUUUUUGGCUGCAUCGGGUCUUCGUUGCAGUGAGCGGGCUUCUCACUGCGGUGGCUUCUCUUGUUGCAGAGCAUGGGCUCUAGGCACGUGGGCUUCAGUAGCUGUGGCUCGCGGGCUCUAGAGCGCAGGCUCAGUAGUUGUGGCCCGCGGGCUCUAGAGCGCAGGAUCAGUAGUUGUGGUGCACGGGCUUGGUUGCUCCGCGGCAUGUGGGAUCUUCCCAGACCAGGCCUCGAACCCGUGUCCCCUGCAUUGGCAGGCAGAUUCUUAACCACUGCGCCACCAGGGAAGUCCCCAAGAAAUACUUUUGGAUUGAAUAAAGGGGAAGACUUCAGAGAUGAUGGGACUUCGCCAGGUGGAGAAAAGAGAAAGGGCACUGGGAGUAGGAGGAGGAGCGUAAACAAAGGACUGGAGGCAUGAAAGUGCACAUGCUAUUCGGAGGACGUGUUCUGGUCUGGUGCCCUUGCCCCCCAGCCUGGCCGCUCCUGCAGCUGAAUGGACUUCUCUCUGGGCCUACGUUUGGGGCCUCGGAACAAGAAGGCCAGCCACCAACCGCCCCCUCCACCCUCUGGGCACGGCCCACCAGCUGCCUCCCCUUGUCUGUCCUGCCCCACCUCUGCCUGUGCCUGCCCCUGCCCUGGCUGUCCCCCUCCCACCUGCUCCUGCACUACCUAUCCCUAUUACGCAGCUCCCUGCCCCUCCUGUCCCGGUUUCCCUGGCCCACCCUGUACCUGCCCCUGCCCUCCCUGCCCUGCCUGUCCCCCCUUGACUUGUCCCCUCAGUUCCUGCAGCCCCUGCUCUGCUCCGCAUUUGACCUGCUGCCACCCCUCUCCCUGCCCCAUGUACCCUUGCUCCAGGGGUCAAGCCGCCUGUUCCAGCUCCUGCUUGGGCUGCAGUGACAGCUGUGGCUGUGGCCGGGGGGCUGCCCAGGGACCUCCAGGCUCCGCCGGCCGCUGCAGCUGCUGCUUCAGGGGACACCGCACCUCUCGACACUGUCUGAUAGUCUAGCUGGGCUGUUGCCCCUUGAGAGAUUGCCAGUCUUCCAGGGCACUUCUGCAGCUGCUUCCUCAGGGAGGAGGCAGAAGCUCUGGAAGACAGAGAAGGAUCAGCUGGACCCCUCACCCAGGCAGGGAGAGGAGGCUGGCUGCUCAGAUCCCCCAGCCUCCUCCUCAGUCCCGGGAGUGAGAGCAGGACAUCUGCUUUGAAGCUAGUUUCUGGGCAUGCUCUCACUGGUUCCAGAACCUCCUCUUCUGCAACUUCUGGAAUGGAAAGUGUUCUCAGAGCCUCUCCCACAGCCCCUGAAGCGUGGCCAAAUAGCUCUAAGUGGUGGAGAAAACUUAUUUACAGAAGAACUCCAGCUAAUGUAGAAGGAAUGUGGAAUUAGAAAAGUCACCAUUUUGCAACCCCUAAUGAAAUAAUUGAUCAAAGC
Messenger RNA from Kogia breviceps (pygmy sperm whale), 1431 nucleotides. The record is from RefSeq and is a predicted model, not a curated record. Lineage: Eukaryota; Metazoa; Chordata; Mammalia; Artiodactyla; Physeteridae.